AUGGAUAUAAAGACUGAUGAAAUGAUCUUGCUAUACAUUCUAUCCUUUUUUAUUUCUAUAUUCGUUAAUUUUCCUGGUGCCUCAUCCAAAGUCAUACUGGACCCUUUGCAACAUGAUAUUCAAAUACUAACGGCACCAAAUUUUGAGAGCUUAUUAUCAAAGUACCGUAUAAAUGGUGUUACAUCUGUCUUUUUCUACGAAGAUGACAAGAGCACUUUAAACGAGCUUCUAGGGUGGUACAAUGAAGCAGCAAAGGAAUUAAAGGGGAUGGCCAAAGUUGCAGCAAUAAAUUGUAAGGAGUUUAAAGAUUUUUGCAACAAAGUAGGUGAUAUUGGGAAGAUAGUCAUUUACCCGGUUCUCCCAAUUCCAAAAUUUGAAUUUAGUGGAGAGAGAAGUGUAAGAGGACUUAAGAGUCAACUUUUAAGGUACAUUCCCAAGGAUAAUGUGUCAAUGAUAGGAAUUCCAAAUGAACAAAAUUCCAAAAUAAUUAAAAUUGAAGACUUCCUUACUAGACAUAUUUCUGUUCCGAAAAUACUAGUUUUUAGUGAAAAAGAGUUACCCCCAACAAUUAUUCAUUCACUUGCGAACGAGUUCGAUAAGAAACUUUUGUUUGGUUUCAUUCCUAACUGUAAAAAGAGUGAAAUUUCUAUUGGAAUUGCAAGGAAGUUUCAAAUUUCAAGUUUUCCGAGCAUUAUGGUGUACAAAAAUACCUCUAAACCACCAGAGUUUUAUAAAGGUGAGAUCAAAUUCUUGCCAUUAUUUGAAUUCUUGAAUGUUUAUGCAGAGACAUUUGUAAUGGGAGGUGGGUUUUCGGAUAAUGAAUCUCAAGAUCCAAGCUCAAAACCAUGGUUGUUGCAACGAAUCCCUGAGUUAACAGGGCUCUCAUAUAGUGAUAUAUGUGGAAAGUAUAAAAAUUUAUGUGUUAUCUACUUGAAAAAUGGAGAAAUUUCCCUGGAGGAGCAAUCUAUGUUAGAAGAACUGCAGGAUUUGUUUACUCCUCAUAUUUCAGGUAGAGGUACAACAUUUAAAUGGAUGUGGAUGAAUAUUUUGAUUGAAGAAGAAUUCAUGAAACUUUUCAAUGAUGACGGUAAAAAGAUUACUCUUCCAUCUGCUGUGGUUUUAGGUACAAAUAAAAGACUUAAGUUCACGGUUCUCCCGAAAAAUAUCGAGGGAGAUCUUCAAGUUGCAAACAAGGAUACAAUUAAGGACUUUCUAGAUAAGGUGAUCGGUGGUGAUGCUAGAUUCACUAAUAUUAAGGGGCAGAAAUUACCUAAGUUUGCCGACAGAACACAGAAUAAGAAUGCGGCAUCAGAGAAAAGCAGAGAUGAAUUAUAG
This is a messenger RNA of Cryptosporidium ubiquitum, 1335 nucleotides long. RefSeq lists its product as uncharacterized. The record is from RefSeq and is a predicted model, not a curated record. Bases 1 to 1335 code for a protein of 444 amino acids. The transcript has a single exon. NCBI's taxonomy places the organism in Eukaryota, Apicomplexa, Conoidasida, Eucoccidiorida, Cryptosporidiidae.